Toxorhynchites rutilus septentrionalis is the source of this 3140-nucleotide messenger RNA. RefSeq names its product protein peste (gene santa-maria). NCBI's taxonomy places the organism in Eukaryota, Metazoa, Arthropoda, Insecta, Diptera, Culicidae. Gene Ontology annotation, cellular component: membrane; cytoplasm. The record is from RefSeq and is a predicted model, not a curated record. The coding region runs from base 983 to 2584 and encodes 533 amino acids. The transcript is spliced from 8 exons. Gene Ontology annotation, molecular function: scavenger receptor activity.
AGCGCAUCGCGACGACACUCAGCCAGUGUUAGAACGAUCGUCGCAGCGAGUGUAUGUGCCAGAAAACGCGCGCUCUGAAACACGCGUUGUGAAAAGCAGAGAACUCAUUUCCCGAAGCGAGAUCAUAGCAGGCGCAAUUUAGUCGGACAUUGUUUUGCAAACUGCAUCAUCGUGAGUGAUUAUUUCCACAGAGAAAAGCUGGUUCAGAGAAAGCCAGUGAGUUCAAUGUUAUCUAAUCAUUUGUCUAAUCGGAGCGUACAAAACUAAAUCACACAAUCCUCACAGGGAAUUGCGUGUCGCGUAAAAUUUCUCGGUGCGUGCAUUCUGCGUGUUCUUGUCGUUGAAUGGAUGGAUGCCAAGGAAUCAUCGCGUCGGGAUAAAGAAGCGAAAAAGAAAUGGUGAAAAGUGGGAGACCGGCCCGCGUUAAACCAAGUUUAUUUCUGUUUUUGUGAUUACUGACUUGAGCGAGAGAACAACGACACUAAUCAACUGGUGAUACUGGCUAUCUGAUAGUGUCUUAUCAUCGCAUCCGGCCGCCUUUCACGUUGGAUUGCAUUAGUUUCGGUUUGGCAUAGAAUGCAGUGUAGCGUUGACUAAAGCGCGCUUUCCGAAACACGUGAUCUCCGCUGAAUAUUUCGAUGUUACAGUUUUGGAAAUAAUUCCAUAAUCAACGAUCAUCAGCAGCUUUUGUUUGUGGUCUAAAACACAGAUUUUAUCAUGGCAACCCUGAUUUGAAAUUGAUCCUGACAUGAUCAAAUUUGAUGAUGAUGAUAUUUAUUCUGUAGCUGGACAACAGGAGGAAAAAAAUCCACUGGACGAUGCGGAACCUGCAGAACAGUUGAGCAUCAAGGAAAAAUUUGAACGACAAUUGCAACAAACAAAGAUCUCUACCAGUUCUACCUCUCAACAACAGUACCAAAGCUAAAACCGUAUCAAUUUGUAAAAAAGUGCCAUCUAGCUCGUAGGAUCAUAUAAAACCACCAUGCAUUUCAAAGAAUGUUGCAACCGUCGGUGUAUACUCACGUCCGGCGGUGUUAUUUUAGUGGCUUUCGGGAUCUUCUUGACAUUCUGCUUCCACGCUGUGUUCCGGGACAUAUUGUAUGAGCAAUUGAAACUUCGUCCGACAUCUCGGGGUUACGAUGCGUGGGUAAGUCCGCCGUUUCCGCUGUCGAUGGAUGUGUACUUUUUCAACUGGACAAAUCCAGAGGAUCUGUGGAACCACACCAGUAAACCGAUUCUGGAGGAGUUGGGACCGUACCGGUUCACGGAGCGACCGGAAAAGGUCGACAUUGAGUGGCACGAUCGCAAUGCGACGGUUAGCUACCGGAAGAAAAGUGUUUACUUCUUCGACGAGGAAGGAAGCAACGGCUCGCUAGACGAUGUGAUUAGCAGCAUCAAUGUAGUAGCGCUGUCAGCUGCACAUCGGGCCCGCAGUUGGAACUAUGUCAAGCAGAAAGGUGUCUCGAUGGGUCUCAACCUUUACAACCAGAAGGUGUACGUUGCCAAAACAGCUGGCGAACUGCUGUUCGACGGAUACGAAGAUGAUAUGGUGCUAAUGGGCAAACAGCUGUUCGAUGCCAGUGAAGUUCCCUUCGAUCGUGUUGGUUGGUUCUACACGCGCAAUAACUCAGCCGAUCUAAUUGGCCAUUAUAACGUUCACACCGGUGUGGACGACAUUGCUAAAAUUGGAUCGAUGGCCGAGUGGAACUACAAACCACGGACGGACUUCUUCGCUGACCACUGUGGAAUGCUGAAUGGAUCCGCCGGCGAGUUUUAUACACCCAAUCUAAGCAAAGACGUCCCUAUCCAACUCUUCACGCCCGAUAUGUGUCGCAGUUUGCCUUUGGAUUUUGAGCGAGAAGAAGAAGUCGCCGGAAUCCGAGGAUACAAGUAUGCUGGCGGUCCUCGAACGGUUGAUAAUGGAACGAUGUAUCCGGAAACGGCUUGCUUUAGCGCGGGUGAAAUAGUUCCUUCUGGAGUACUGAAUAUAUCUGCCUGUCGCUUCGGAACGCCUGUGUUUAUGUCAUUUCCUCAUUACUACGGUGCCGAUGAAUAUUACCUCAAACAGGUAGAAGGGUUAAGUCCGGACAAAAGUAAGCACCAGUUUUACAUGACUAUGGAACCGACAACCGGAAUUCCACUCGAAGUAGCUGCUCGGUUCCAGCUGAACAUACUCAUCGAACCCCAUCCAAACAUAGCUCUCUACGAAGGCGUGAAGCGAGUCUUCCUACCGGUGCUUUGGUUUGAACAGCACGUCACUAUGAAGCCGGAAUUUGUCGGAGAGAUUGGUCAUGCUCUCAGCAUUCCGACGACGGGUCGUAUUUGUGGUGUUGUGAUGCUCAUCCUCGGGAUCACCAUGAUCGUUUGGACGCCAGCCGAUCGAAUGCUGUCUCGACGGAAGCGUCGUGAUAUCGUCAAGGACACUAGUACUGACAAGGCACUCUUGCAGCAAAACCUCUCUAAAGCAGCCAUUCUGCUGCCGGAGAAGGAGAAAAAAGAAUCGGUUACAAUCAUCGAGGCACAUCCACUGAUCGACCACAAACCGGUCAAAUUGGUUAGUGAAAAUGGGACGGCUCGGAUGUGAAACUGUAUCACAUGGAGAAUUUGCGUUGCAAAGCAAGAAGCAAAAUGAGUUCUCUACAUUCAUUAUUAGUAAAUAAGUGCCGUAUUCAUGCAAUUAGUGUUAUUGCAGCUGUGUGUUCAUUUCCGAGCCAUCAUCCUCCAGUGAGUGUAUUACAGGGAACAUCAUCCUAAAAUCAGUGCAAUGCCACACCUCGAUUAAUGUGCCAGACCUAUCAUAAUAUUGCUAAUCAUAAUCCACACAGUUUAUAAUUCUUCAAAAGUGGAAAAAAAAAACUAGCUCACGUUUGCCUUCCAUCGAAUGUGAUAAUAGCGAUACCAGGAGUUUCAAGAAGUUUCCAACGUAACAAAAACAUUGAAAAAAGGAUGACUUGUAUGUGCGCAUUUGCAGCGCGAUAAAAAGGAUAAUCGCUUUGUCUUGUAAAGAUUUCGGUAUGAAAGCUUCGAUAAACAAUCCAGUUAAGUAUAACAUCACAUUUUUUUUUCUAAAAAAAAGGUGUAACUUUUCAGAGGAAGUAUAUUGUUUUUUUUAUACUAAGAUAUUUUAGUAUAGUGUAGUA